AUUGCGCGCCCGAAUUCGAAUCCCACACCUCCUUUCCCGGCACCAAACCGUUCCGGCCCUGUGUCAAAACCUUUUCUGAUUCCUCUAGGUGCCGUUUCUGCCCUUUCGCAGUCGAGAAUCAUCCAUAUCCAGAACCGUGGUCCGAACUACGUCCAAACACAGCUGCCAACUCAUAUCCAGCGCAGGGCAAUUCUUGUCGCCCUUCUGCUCCGCUUGCUCACUCGUUGCAACCCUGCUCCCGCAUCCUUCCGCCGCCCUUCGAAUUCGAUUGCACCGAGUGCAUCACUGCACCACCUUCGAGGCCCGAUACUGUUGUCUUUUUUGUUUUUUUUUUGUUUUCAGCCUUCCAGCAGCGACACUAAUUCCCACGAGAAGCCAACUAUCUCUCAACCAUGGCCACCCCGCCCGUCCAGUCGAUCAAGUGCGUCGUCACAGGUGAUGGUGCCGUCGGCAAGACAUGUCUGCUCAUCUCCUACACAACAAAUGCUUUCCCCGGCGAAUACAUCCCCACGGUAUUCGACAACUACUCUGCGAGCGUAACUGUUGAUGGAAGGCCCAUCAGCUUGGGGUUGUGGGAUACGGCCGGUCAGGAAGAUUACGACAGACUGCGGCCUCUCUCAUACCCCCAGACCGAUGUUUUCCUCAUCUGCUUCUCCCUCGUCAGCCCUCCUUCGUUUGACAACGUGAAGGCCAAGUGGUGGCCUGAAAUCGGACAUCACGCUCCCAAUAUUCCCAUUGUGCUGGUUGGCACCAAGCUGGACGCCAGAGAUGACCCUAAUACGCUCAAGACAAUGGCCGAGAAGCGGUGGUCGCCUAUUACCUACCCCAUGGGAUUGGCCCUUGCCAAGGAGAUUGGAGCUUACAAGUACGCCGAAUGCUCUGCCUUGACACAGAUGGGUCUCAAGACCGUCUUUGACUAUGCCAUCAGAGCCGUCAUUGAGCCCAAGGCCGCUCCUCAGACGAAGAAGAAGUCGUCCAAGUGCACGCUCCUCUAAUAGCCUUUUUUUCUCGUCUUCAAUUCGGAAAAAAAAAGGCAAAAAGGAGGUGCUUCUUACUAAUCGCUACGACGAACGAUUGUUUUCCGUAAUGCAAACCAUACAAUCACACACACACCAUCUAUACCCGACGACAUAUGCCUGCGCCUGCUAUUUGGCUUCAACCUCCAUAGUGCAACCCCAAUAACACCUCCUUCAAACCUUUUCCGGGGUCGCUUCGCGUGUGGAUGAAGUAUGACGUGUAGUUCGGGGGUUACACCGUACCUUUAGUAUGGGAUACCCUGCAAGAUUUGAGGCUUGACUAGACGGAAGAAGGGAUGAAGGCAGUCAUGCAAGGUACGAAGAUACCUAGGCUGUUUGAAUCAACCCUUUUCUGGCUUUAUGGCCGCGAAUAUUGUAUUGGGGGUAUACAAGAGUGUCGAGUAAUCAGGCACAUGUCGCUCUCAACGAACUCUCACGUUUUUGUGUUUCCUCCACACGCUGGCGAUCCUACCCAACCGUCAAUAAUCUAGGGGUUGUUACUAGGGUUCUUUCUGUUGCUUCUCGUUUCUUUUUUAUUUAUUAUUUCCUGUAGAUAGCUGGGUUGGGGAGGGAGG
Molecule: messenger RNA, 1591 nt
Organism: Podospora bellae-mahoneyi
Lineage: Eukaryota; Fungi; Ascomycota; Sordariomycetes; Sordariales; Podosporaceae
Gene: RAC1
Product: Rho GTPase protein rac1
Exons: 6
Coding region: 393-995 (200 amino acids)
Biological process (GO): engulfment of apoptotic cell; cortical cytoskeleton organization; regulation of cell shape
Cellular component (GO): cytoplasmic vesicle; cytoskeleton; cell projection
Molecular function (GO): protein kinase binding; GTP binding; GTPase activity
Source: RefSeq, a predicted model, not a curated record